Stylonychia lemnae is the source of this 387-nucleotide messenger RNA. Lineage: Eukaryota; Ciliophora; Spirotrichea; Sporadotrichida; Oxytrichidae. The record is from the annotation of a GenBank genome assembly.
AUGAUUCCUCUAGAAAGUAAAGAAAAAAAUUUGUUAACUUCGUAAUCCAAAAACUCAGAUAAGGAGCUAUUUUUUGUAGAACAUUUUAUAAGGCUCUAGGAAGGAACUUGCAUUCUUUUUAGAGAUAAAAUUGGCAUUUAAAGCCAACAAAAUGUCAACUUACUCAUAAACGGGUAUCCUUCAGCAUUUGGAUUCGAUAUUGAAUAGCCUGAGGAAAAAUAAAUUAAGGAAGAAGACGAAGUCAUGCUAUAAGAUGAUUUACAACUAGCACUGACUACAAUUCUAUUAGACUAAAAUGAAUUCAUUCAAUUUUUAAAAGGUAAGAUUCCAUAAAUCCCCCAUUUACCGAUGUCAAUUUACAGUGCAAUAAUUACUGAGGAAAAAUGA